AUGGAAACCAAGAAACUUAUUGUUAUCCUCGGGGCCACGGGAAAUCAGGGUGGCUCAGUCGCAGAGGUUUUCCUCCAGGAGCCGCAAUGGCGUGUCCGUGCGGUGACGAGGAACCCGGCCAGCAAAAAAGCUCAAGCCUUAGCUACCCGCGGUGCGGAAGUGAUCCAAGCGGAUUUAGAUUCGCCAUCGACCCUCUCGUCGGCCUUUGAGAACGCGAAUGCUAUUUUCGCUGUCAGUGACUUCUGGGGUCUAUUUGGUGAUCCUGCCAACGAAGCCAAGGCGAAGGGUCAGCCGCUCAAUGUCUGGGCUGCCAAUCAUGAGACCGAGCAACUAAAGGCAGUUAUCGAUGUUGCCGCGAGGAUUCCUACGCUGGAGCGCUUCGUGUUGUCAUCUCUUUCCGACGCGACGAAGUGGUCCCGGGGAAGAUACACGCACGUCUACCACUUCGACUCGAAAGCCAAGGCAGAAGCGUACGGAAGAGAAACCUACCCUGAGCUGUGGAAGAAGACAAGUAUCUUCCAGGCUGGGUUUUUCUUGAGCAAUUUUGUCUCGAAUCCAAUGUUCCAGCCCGUGAUGACAGCGCAUGGUACAGUCCAAUUCGUUGGGAAUUUAGAUCCAGACGUUAAACUGCCUUUCAUCGCCGCGGAAGAAGAUACCGGCCCAAUUGUCAAGGCCCUUGUGCAAGAGGGCGCUGGGAAGAACAUCAUCGGCUAUCGGGAAUGGAGCUCCUUACGCGAAAUUUCGAAGGCAUUUUCUCAAGCUACUGGGGCAGAAACAGAUUGCAUCCAGUUACCAGGAGGGCAAUCGAGCGUCCCCCUCCCGAGUGAACUCCAACUUGAAUUGGACGACAAUUGGGCUUAUUGCAACGAGUUUGGAUACGAGGGCCGAGAUGACCCCACAAUCAUCCAUCCCAAAGAGUUGGACUCGCUCCUGCAGCUGGACAGUGUGGUAGAGUACUUCAGGAAGCAGGAUUGGUCCAAUGUCUUCACACAAGGAAAUUAG
Messenger RNA from Penicillium argentinense, 1002 nucleotides. RefSeq names its product NmrA/HSCARG family protein. The transcript is spliced from 3 exons. NCBI's taxonomy places the organism in Eukaryota, Fungi, Ascomycota, Eurotiomycetes, Eurotiales, Aspergillaceae. The record is from RefSeq and is a predicted model, not a curated record. The coding region runs from base 1 to 1002 and encodes 333 amino acids.